Messenger RNA from Tripterygium wilfordii, 1950 nucleotides. RefSeq names its product serine/threonine/tyrosine-protein kinase HT1-like. The coding region runs from base 678 to 1748 and encodes 356 amino acids. The record is from RefSeq and is a predicted model, not a curated record. Gene Ontology annotation, molecular function: protein kinase activity; ATP binding. Gene Ontology annotation, biological process: protein phosphorylation. NCBI's taxonomy places the organism in Eukaryota, Viridiplantae, Streptophyta, Magnoliopsida, Celastrales, Celastraceae. The transcript is spliced from 3 exons.
UUGGGAUAAUUGAGAUUUCAACUAGUUUGAUGUUUAUUAUUUUUCGUUUUAUUUAUCUUUUUGAUAGACCUAAAUGGCCUCCAUGGAUGUGCAGACACCUUAGAUAGGAGCAGAGAAUGGCAUUUUGGAUACUACAAGCACAAGUGAAGGGUACGUAAGGAACGAGAUGGGCAUUGGUGAACGUCAGAAGACCCGGUUUGUCUCCUAAGAAGUGGAUCCUCGCACGUUAUGACUGGCGUCAAGGACUUAACCCAACUUUAGAAAUGCAGGCAAGACAACAAGAAGUACAAUACAUAAUGUAUUAUUUGUAUUAACCACCAACACAACCAUUCAAGCGUCUUCAUGCCCCUCAGAAGCUCAUCUGAGCUGGUUUUUCCCCCUCCAACCGCCAUUCUGUAGCUUCAACCUUCUCCAAUUAGAAAAUUAACUUUUUUCCUUCUCUCUGUGUUGCUCUCUUCCCCACACCCCAAAGCUUAAACCCGUGUUCCAAUUCGUGGGUUUAUAAUUGUAGUUCGAAUGAGCGACCGCAUUUCACCUAUCAAGUUCAAAUUUUUAAAGUUGGGUUUACUUGCAAUCUGAUUCUUAGCCAUAAAAAGGUGGGAACUUUAUUGGUUCAUUGUUGGGGUUUGAGAAGUUGAAUUGGGUUUUUGUCAAGUAGUGGUUUAAAGUUUAAACCCAUGAAGAAUUUUCCCUGGUUUAGACAAAUCUCCAACAAUGGGAAAUCCGGGAGGAGGCUGUCUCUGGGAGAGUACAACAGAGCUGUUUCUUGGUCAAAAUAUUUGGUGUCACCAGGAGCAGCGAUUAAGGGAGAAGGAGAGGAAGAGUGGAGUGCAGAUAUGUCUCAACUGUUAGUGGGAAACAAAUUUGCAUCUGGAAGGCAUAGUAGGAUCUAUAGAGGGAUAUAUAAACAGAGAGAUGUUGCGAUUAAGCUUGUAAGCCAGCCUGAGGAGGAUGUAGACUUGGCUGCUGUGCUUGAUAAACAGUUUACUUCAGAGGUCGCCUUGUUGUUUCGGUUGCAGCAUCCCAAUAUCAUCACUUUUAUUGCAGCUUGUAAGAAACCUCCCGUGUUUUGUAUAAUCACUGAGUAUUUGGCUGGAGGUUCAUUGCGUAAAUACCUCCACCACCAAGAGCCACAUUCAGUUCCACUCAACCUGGUUCUAAAGUUAGCCCUUGACAUUGCUCGUGGUAUGCAAUAUCUUCAUUCACAAGGAAUACUUCAUAGGGACCUAAAAUCAGAAAAUCUGCUGCUUGAUGAAUAUAUGUGUGUGAAGGUCGCUGAUUUUGGUAUCUCAUGCUUGGAAUCUCAAUGUGGUAGUGCGAAGGGAUUCACAGGGACAUAUCGUUGGAUGGCUCCUGAAAUGAUCAAAGAGAAGCACCAUACCAAGAAAGUUGAUGUUUACAGUUUUGGCAUUGUGUUGUGGGAGCUUUUGACUGCAAUGACACCAUUCGACAACAUGACUCCAGAACAGGCUGCUUUUGCAGUCUCUCAUAAGAAUGCAAGACCACCAUUACCUCCAGCAUGUCCGGUGGCCUUUCGUCAACUCAUUAACCGGUGUUGGUCAAGCAAUGCGGAUAGGCGACCGCAUUUUGAUGAGAUAAUUCUUCUUUUGGAAUUUUAUGCUGAAUCCCUGGAGGAGGAUCCUGAUUUUUUUUCUAUUUACAAACCUUCCUCAGAUCUUGCGAUUCCGCGAUGCUUACCUACAUGUAUUGCUAGCCGGUCUAGCUUCUUCAAAAGCCUACAACACUAAGUGUACCAUAUUCUUUUCCAUGUCUAGGUUUAAAUAAAGGACUAAGUCACAAAAUAAACCAUCUAUUUUGCAAAAUAGGUCGAUUGAGCCUGUGUAUUUUUUUCCCUUUGGGUUAUUCAAGCGUUUCUACUUUGAACAAUGGAAAGCCGUAAUAAAUAUGAUACGAUGAAAAAUGAUGACAUCAAAAUGGAGUCACAAAACC